GUCUUUUGUGGGCGCGCCGAGCAUAGUUGUGUCAUUCCUUAAAUUCUUGCUGGCCUCCGUUUACUGUAAAGCAAGGGGCAACUUUGCUAAUUCCAGGUGAUUUUUAGAGGAACAAGGAAACUGACGUGUCUAUCGUUGUUUAGCGAUUUGCUGUGAAGCCAGGUAGGUUGCACGCGACUGUAAAAGCUUUCUGUUCAUCUCUUUGAUUCCCCUCCGUCAAAUGUUCCAUCGGUCCGUUGAAUCGUUCGAAUUUUUCUCAUUUUUCUAGAGUUGAGCUUCCGGAACGACUGAUCAAGACAACACUAAGAAGCCUACACGGCAACCAUAAACAGUUGAAGGAGAUUCCCUCCGGUUAAGAUCAUUUUUGUCAGGGCUGUUCUUACAAAACCGCCAAGAUUUCGGACCACGAGGACCUCGAAAUGGCCAACUCGGUCGACGAGGGCAGCGCGACAAAAAGCCCCGUCGACAUGGCAAAUGAUGCCGAAGGAGUUUGGUCGCCCGAUAUCGAACAAUCAUUUCAGGAGGCUCUUGCAAUUUAUCCGCCAUGUGGCCGGCGGAAAAUUAUUCUCUCCGAUGAGGGAAAAAUGUAUGGUAGGUAGCACGUUCUAACCCAUUUGGCGUAGUUUAUUUCAUGGAAGACCAUGAACUCCAAACGUACGUUGAAAGUUUAAAUAUCGCUCGACCCGGAAACCUAAAUGCUCGUUAUCAGCCAGUGUUUUGUACAAGUCAACUAGAUUAAAAAUAUUUCUUACGCGAAACAGGGCUGACUUCUUAAAAAUACAGAAAACAAUGACAACAGUUACCUCGUUUUUCCACGAAGGCAUGGAAAGGACAGUCGCUCGUUUGUUUGUGUGAGAUAAUAUAACUGAACAACGUUGAUCUCGAGUUGUAAUAACUACAUUACUGGCAUUCAUUCUUCGUGCCAGCUGUAUUGCCAGAGUUCAUGAAAAUGUUAGCAUACUUUAAAGGUUUCUUGCGAGCGUCGGAGCAACGAUUUAGAAAUUUAGCGGAUUCGGCGUGGAGAUGUCACGAAUGGCAUAGCUCAACUACGCACAAAUGAAUGCACUAGUCGUAACCAAUUGUUCGAAGUAUGUCGGCUAUGCAUCUUUACAGUUUUUCAUUGACCCUUACCGCAAAGUGAAAAAUAGCGGUUGCAAGAAUAACAUAACAAACUAGUUUUUCUGAGAUUGCGUUGUAAAAAUACCAGUCUUUAGUGGUUUAGAGUCUUGACUAAACCUUUUUUGUGCUAUGAAUUGUCAUGCAAUGAAACUCUAUUUCAUUCUCCGUACAGACUGUAUAAUUCGUUAAGUUCUCUUGGACGUGGGUAUAUUUGGAAGUUAUUUUCCGUUACAAAGUUGGCUAUUUUAUUAUUAAGGAUCUUUCGUUUAUUUAGUUACAGAUAGCGGUAAAAGGACAUUUUGAGGUUUAUGCGUUUGAAACUUUUGUUUCCUCGAAGAACAAAGGCCUUUAUUAUAUCUGAUUAAUAUGCCACAUGGAAGUAUUUUCGCAACAAUAUUGAUCAGCAAUAUUUAAGUUGAAUAUAAGUAUAAAUUAUGAUACUGUUUGAAUCUAAUUCGCUUAAAAUACUUCAAUUAACGUCUUGUAAUAUGUUUAUACGUGGGUUUAUUUUUACCAGCAUUGUGCAUUUUUUAAUUUUAAGAAUGUUUUCUAAACAAAUGCAAUGAUAUCCAUAUUUUUUGAUAUACUGUUUAUUACAGAGACAGUGCUCAUUUUGUUUUGCUUUCUUUCUUUCCUCAACUUGGUAUACGGUUUGGAGAACGAUAUUAUGAGAUGUUUGAAUCUUACACUCCAAGGAGAAACCAACAAGUUUGGAAAAAAAACUCUUAAUUUUUGUACCACAAGAUGGUGGUUUUCUUUGAAUGGCCGUACCUUAAGAUUUUGUCUUAAGGCAAGACUGCCACCAAUGAAGAGUGAGCAAUAAAUAUUAGUGCUCACUAUUGUAUCCUUUCCAAGAACUAACCCUUUGGAAUGUUCAAUUUGCAUUGGAGAUCAAGUUACAAAUCAAAAUUUAUGAGUGUAUAGAUAAUGAGAAAAAUUAAAAGUAAUACCCAAAUUGUUAUCUGAUGUUUGUUUCUGACAUCAUUAUCAAGAAUGAAAACCGUUAAGUGUCAAAGUUUUUAAAAGAGUUGAGAUUUGAAUUCCUUAGAUGGCAUUUUUGUUUGCUUGAUUAUUUAUAAAGAUGCAUGUCCCAAAAGAAUAGUUUCGCUUGAAUCAAGUCUGAUAGAUGAUGACCAUUAAAAAAUGAAGCAAGACCUUGAGCAGUGGAUAUGUUGAUAUUGUAAUAACCAUUAUCAAUGCAUGUCUGUCAGACAAGUAGAAAACAUAGAUCACUUGUUUUGGUGCAUUCUAAAGCUGUUUUAGUACAUCACAAACAUGAAACCUUUUAAGAACCAGUCUUUGAAAACAGGUUGUGUGUUGUAGUUAAAUUAUUGCUUUCUAGUCAAAUCAUUGCAAAUUGCGAACAUGUUUGCUUCCGUGUGGAAUUUAGCCAGUAUCAGCCAAGUUCCCUUACAUUCGCGCCUUGGUUAAAUGUUGACCCUCUAUAAGCCGCAACUUCACCAAAAUGACCUCCUCCCCUCCUUCCAAAAAUUUUCUUGGACAUCAAGGCAAGAGAGAAUGUCUUAAAAAACCUAGGCCUGGCCAGCAGCGGUCCACCUUGGAUGUAAUUGCUACAAACAUGUUAACUUUUCUUUUUUUUGGGGGGGGGGGGAUGCUAGGGUGGGGAAUUGUGUAACCUACACUGUAUGCUAAUUAAAUAUGAUUUUUCUUUGUAACUCAGGACGAAAUGAGUUGAUUGCCCGAUAUAUCAAACUGAGGACUGGGAAAACAAGAACAAGGAAACAGGUAUGUUUUUUUUAUUUUGGGCAAAAAGUGAAAUAUUUUUUUGGAGUGAACACUAGCAUUAAAUUUGGUAGCAUAGUAAUGAACAGAGUAUUAUGCCAUCAGAAAGUGUUAAUGUACAGCCAUAGUCAAAAGAAAAGAAAGUGGUGUUUUAAAGAUUGUUAGCCUAACAGUUUUCCAACAUUCAAUUUGUUUUUUGCAAUAUUUGAUAAACAGUCGACUCUUGAUAACUCGAACCUUUAAGCGAAAGUGAAAACAGUUCGAGUUAUCGGGAGUUCAGGAUAUCGAGAGUUCGAAGAAAUUAACCAGAAUUAAGGAAAUGGGAUGGGGGAGGGAUGUAAGUACAUGUAUCAUUUACACUUCAAUUCAAGGGCAAUAAGAGUUAUAUUGAUAUUUUGACAAGAGAAAUUAAGCAGCAAAGCUUGAUUAAUCAUUACAGUGCUAAACAUUGUUGAUUUGAAUUGGACUGACAAAAAAGCAUAAAGCUUAAAGAGAAAGAAUACUUGGUUGUUUUGAGAGAUAUGUUAUGUUUUGUGCUCCAGUUCACAGGGUUUUUUCGACUUGUCAUGUGCUUAAAACAUGGUUUGAGUUUUUAAGGGUAUAAUUGUAUAGAAAUGGUCUAGAGGGAAACAAAAAUUAUGUUGCGUUAGCAUGAGGUUCGAGUUAUCAAGAGUUUGAGUUACUGAGGGUAAAAUUACAGUAAAUGUAUGAUGGAAAUCUAGGGGAAAUCGAUUUUGGUUCGAGUUAGCGUGACGUUCGAGUUAGCGAGGGUGCGAGUUAUCGGCAGUCAACUGUACUUGUAAUACUUGGAAGACAAUAGUUUGACGUGAAGCUGUGAUUUUAUGAUUCACAUGUAAUGUCUAAAGUCUCUUUGGGAAAAAGGAUGUGUAAUUAGCAUUAUAGACAAAGUAUAAACCAACUGUGAAACAGUUCAGUUAAGGAGCAUCUGUCAUGGAGUCAUUGAUUUUUUUUUCCACUCCACUUAAGCUUUCUCCCCCUUUUUCUUUUUGAAGGGACUUUCUUUUGGUUGGGAACAUGUGUUUAUUUUGAACCAUGGUAAAUGAUGUGUGUGAUCAUGCGGUAAAAUCACUUUCUUACUUCCCUUUGCUGUCGGUCAGUCUUCUAAUAAAUAUAUUUGUAUGAGCUACAUGUAAGUGCUAAAGUGGCCAGAUAACACAAAAUGUAAGGUAUUUUGGAUUUAACAGUUAAAAACAAUACUCUCGUCAGUUGUCUGUGGUAAGUAUUCAUUUCUUUUGUUAUGAUCCAUGCUUUAAUUGCAUGGUAUUUUUCUCGCAACUUUAGUUUGGAAAGUUGUACACUUUAAACCAAGAUCUAAUUUUUUAUUCCAAUAUUUGAUGAUUUCAUAAAAGGAACUGCUUACAAGAGUUAAACUUGACCUAAGUAAAAUCCUGGUUUUCAAAUUGUCAGUGAAACUUUUUUGAAAAGCUAGUUAAACGUGAAGUUCUGUUAUAUUGGGAUUUUGUUUCUUAUGUACUUAGGUUUCCAGUCACAUUCAAGUCUUAGCAAGGAAAAAAGCACGGGAGAUUCAAGGCAAACUUAAGGUUGGUUAAUUUGUUGAUUUGUGUUUAACACAUGUAGGUUUCAAGUCACAUACAAGUGUUGUCAAGGAGAAAAUCCAGGGAAGUUCAUGUGAAAAUUAAGGUUUGUGAAUAAUUUGCAGUUAUUAGUCAAGAUCAGUAGUUAAUUGUGAAGUUAGGCAUGAAUUCAGGCAUGCUGCUGCAGAAUAUGGUCAGAUAUUUCUGGAAAUAAAAGGAGUUGGAGAUGUGAAAUUGACAUAUUCCUGGGAAUGGAUGUGACCAACCAAACUCUCGAGUUAUACUAACUUUUUGUCGUUUUGAAUGGAAAAGUAUUUUUUGCUGGUAAGAAAUUUGUUUUGUAGGCAAGGUUGUCACUUCCGUACUAUAUGUAUGAUAUGGUGUGGUGAUAACAGAGUUAGAGUAGCAGUGUAGUUAACUAAGGCAUAGCUUGGGUUACCUCACUCUUGGAGUAUAGUCAAACCUCUCAGGCAUUUUUCAUUCUGUUUAGUGGGAUUUCAGUUACCAUGGAGUGGGAACACAAGCAAGGAUGGAUAAAAUAGUUAGUUAAUGUAAAAAUCGCUUCAGAUUCUCAUGUUGACCAGAAUUCUUAAAUUAUACACCCAUACAUUAAGAGAGGGAGAGAAACGACCCAUAAACCCCACUGAGUUUUACCAAUUUGAAAGGAAAUCAAGGAAUAAUAUGCCAAGUUUUUUGCUCGCAUGGUUCUGUUAUUCCCUUGAUUACGUGCCUGGCUAACACUCUUUGAGGUAUGGGUCAUCUUCAGCCCUUUAAUUUAACCCAUUUGCCCCUGAGCUGUCCUUAACCGCCUGUGCGCCACAUCCCUUCUACCACUUGUGACAUCAUCAGUUUUAAAGGUCAAAGACAACUUUGUCUGCUAACUUGUGAAGAGUGAAGAGAUCUUUCAAACCAUUCCAGAAUGAGCUCAAUUCAGUCAAGGGGGGAAGAGAAAAUGGCAAAAAACCAUGCAACAUUGAGCUGAAAAUUUCCGUGAAAUCUUGUUUCACUACCUCCCUACAUUUCCUUUCACCUAAUUCUAAGAUCCUAGAAGCUUUCCAAAAAACUUUUCCCAGCAAAAUGAAGCCUACUAAAUUCCCAGCAAAAGAAAAAAGAAUGAGCAAGAAAAGCGAAAAAAGUGGGGCGGAGAGAAAGGGAAAGUAAAAGUCAAAUUGCUGUUUCACUUUUAAACACAAAAAAUUUUUGCUUUCUGCGCAUGCCCGAACUUCACAAGCUUCUGCAUCUGGAUCAGGAGGUCGCAAAGUGUAUAACCUGUAAUGGCUUUUUUUAAGCUCUUUAUAGCCAACAGCGACCAGAAAACUGCUUGACUAGCUUCAAAAUGCAAUUUUCGGCAAAAUUUCCAGGGGCAAAUGGGUUAAUAUGUUUGUACCCUUGGCUUUAAAUAAUUUGCAUAGUACUGUUGAUGUUCAUCUGACUUUUGACCUUGAGACUAGAGUUAUUAUGCAAGCGCUUUGCUUAGCUUUUAAAAUUCUCUUUCGUUUGACCCUGGUGGAACCUCACAACUGUCUGUCUAGUGGUGAAUUCUUGGUGAUUCACAUAGUAAUCUACAUUACACAUAUUGAUGUUUUCCUGGUACCUGUCAAUUUUUUUUAAGAAAUUAAAAAACUCAUGAUUAUUAUGUGUGGUUUUGAACUGUAUUUUUAAAGAAAGGUCAUGAAGUAUGAGAUGAAGAUAUAUUCUGAUGAUGUGGUGAAGGUAUCAAAGAUGCAAUAAGUCCAUGUAGUUUUCACAGAAGCCUCAAUAUUUUGUGUACUUUUAUUUUAUCACUCAGGAUCAAGCGGCUCGUGAUAAAGCUCUACAGACCAUGGCUUCAAUGUCAUCUGCCCAGAUUGUUUCAGCAUCUGUUCUUCACAACAAAGCUUUAGCUGCUGCAGGAAUUCCACCACAAUUCAAUAAUGAAAACCAGGGCUAUCAGGUAUGUGAUCUUCAAAACAUUCAUUUUUGUCCUUCAGCUGUAUUUUAGGUCGGUAUUUGGUCUUCCUUGUUCAUUCUCAAAAACACCCUGUUGCUGUAACUCCUUAAAAGUUGUUUCCGUUUCCAUCAAUCCACACCUUUCAACUCCUUCCUCCUCCACAACUUGGUACUUCCCUUAAGUACACAGAGCUUUCGGAACCCGUCUGGAACCCUAUCUCAGUACGGUGCUGUCACGCAAGAUACUUGGCAGCCCUUGUAAGCAUUUAUACUUGGCAAUGGCAAUGAACUGUGACCAGGGCUAUAACUUUCCCCCAAUUUAUGCAAGGAUUUUUCAGCCCACAUCAAAACAAGGCUGAAGAAGGGAUCUGGAUGGGUUCCCUGUGCUCUGUGUAACUUUCAAGAAAUUGUUGGUGAUGAAGAAUACUUCUCGGUUAUAAACAUGAAUUAUUCUUGUGUUUUUAUUUUUGAGAUCUCUAAAUUUGUAUUAUUUUUUCUAUAGUUGCCUUUAUUUUAUUAUUUGUUUUACAGCAACAAUACUGGCCUGCUGGAGCUGGUCAGCCAGUACCAGGCAGCUACAACAAUGCAUCACAGCCCCCAUAUGACAGUGCAGCAGUCCAAGCCACUGUUCCGGGAAGUGUUGUGUCAACGGCCUCAGUUGCUAGUCCCACUGGGGCUGCCGUCAAUAGCCCUGAUGACAUGGUAAGUUCAUAUUGAAACACAAUGUAAUAGAUCUUGUGAGAUAAUAGCUGACAAUGCCAACACUGGUUCCCCACACAAUGAUGUCGUAAGAAUGAGUGUAGAAAUUCCAUACUGGUGGUAUUGGUUGAAACAAAUUUUUAAUGGAUUGGUGGUAAACAAAUUUCCAUCCCGGCGCGCCCAAACAGAAGUACCACCUGUAUCUGGGUAGUGACAGGUCAUCAGUAUGGGAUUUCUGCAUUUGAUAGUGUUUAAUGGAUGGUUAAUAACCCUUUUUUGCGUCUUCAGAGGAGCAGUUCCUACAGAGGCACAGUGUCUUCCACACCACCAACAUUUGCGGCUCAUGGCAGCUCAUCAUGGCCACCAAUAAAAACUCAAUAUGAACACCAGCUGGUAUGUCUGGCUUUGUUAACAUCAUUAAACUCAGCUAUACUGUAAACAUUUCCAAAUUCCAAUUUUACCAGGAAUCAGGUAGACGAAGAACCACUUAGUGGAUGUGCUACUUCUUCUACAUCAUCAUCAUUAUUAUUAUUAGUGAACUGCGGUCUAUAACCACAGUUACAUGUAUAGGUCCAUUAACCUGUAAACAAAAAAAUAUAUAUCUGAAUAAAGCACCCCCUGAUGUAAGUUCCCAUCUAGCUUGUGUUGAUAUGAAUUUGAUUAUGACAUUUUGAAACUUCAUUAAAAACCAAUCAAUGCAGAAUGUCUUUUGAUAAGCCCUCUGUUUGUAAGCCCUCCUAAAUCCCUUAUGAGCCCAGUGCUUAUAGUAAGUGGCAGUUUAUGGUAGUUUACAUGAUGUUACAUAUCACCUAUUCAUAUAUUAUCAGUUGCAUCGAUUUCUGUACACAUGAUGAAAAACAAGUUGUAAUUUGGUGCAAAGGUGACAUAUUGUGCCGCGCAUAUUGUUCCCUCAACAAAAUUUUCAUCACAAGAAUUUUUAGACCUUAAGAAGUUCUGGAGAACUCAAAAAUAAUUCUUAAAAGUGUGCUGUUUUUUUAACAAGUUAACAAGAACUAUUCCUCAAAGUGGAGAAAAAAUAAUGUUGCUCUUUGGUGUCAACAGAUGUUGAAGCUUAUGGUGUGUCAAUCUGCAUUUGCCACAUUGUACCUUUAAGGAAGUGUCCAUUAGAAUAUUUCUAAUCUUUUUGAUCAGAAAGAGGAAUCAGCAUUUCUAAAGUCCAUUUCAAUCAAAGUUAAUGGUAGAAAAAACUUUAUGAAUUUGAGUAAAUUGCUAUUGAUAAUUUUAGUUAUAUGUAUUUGGAUAUCCAUAAUUAUUCUAUUUUUUUUUUUAUCGUAGCCUUUGCGGUUAGUUGAAUUUUCAGCUUUCCUCGAGCAGCAAAGAAUGGACCCGGAAUCUGUAAGUAGAUCUUCUUACUGUUCUGUCAUUUUUUCUUUUAUAAUAAUUUACAAUCAUAAUUGUUACAGUUCAGUUGCAGUUCAUUAACAAGAUGCAAAAUGCAAAUAAAAUAGUUAAUAAAAGUGCUCUGCAACUUCUUAAGAAUAUUGAUGGUAAUUUUAAAGAUGACUGGAUUUGGGAUGUCUUCAGUUGUAGUAGGUCUUCAAAUUAUUACCUGUGCAAGUUAUUUUACGGUUUGUGUGACGAUUUUUUGGUGGUUUGACUUCAUAAUUAAUCAGGAAUUCCAUAAACUAUUAGAAAAGUGGUUCAAUUUGAAUGUUGAUGAUGUCUAUUUUGUUUUCAGUACCACAAACAUUUAUUUGUUCACCUGGGUCCGAACACUGAUUUAGGGGACCCACAUCUUGAGGUAAGACUUGUACUAAAUCCUGUGAAAGUUCUAUCAGCUAUAAAUUAAAUAGGCCAUUUCCAAGUUGCCCCAGGUCUCUGCUUGGAGAGAAGACUAAGUGUAAUAAAACUCAUUUUCACAUGGCCUUGUUUUGAAAGUGAGGGCAAGUUUUUGGAACUAAGAAAUGGCCUGUUUUCACAAAACAGCAUUGGAAAUAUUUAGUUGUUAAUAUCUCUUAUGGGUUGACUGAACAUGUACUAACAUCGCAUUUUUUUCCAAAACAAAUUUUAGGCAGUUGAUAUCCGACAAAUUUACGACAAAUUUCCAGAAAAGAAGGGAGGCCUCAAAGAACUGUAUGACAAAGGACCACAGCAAGUGUUUUUCUUAGUGAAGUUCUGGGUAAGCAAUUUUUGUAUUCUGGCAUUAUGAUCAGAAUUUCGUAGAUGUUUUAUUUGGCUGCAUUGUGCAACAAUUAAUGCAGACUAGACUUGCAGGCUGGCUUGUCUUGUAAAUGAAAUAAAAACGUUGUUGUGAUAAUGUUAUGUCCUAAAAUUGAUCCCCUCCAUAAGUUUUGAGAUGAGGCGUUUUACACUUAAAUUGCUAGUUAGGUUAACAAGUUUGAAACUUUCCAUCCAUUUUUAACUCGUGGGUACGCGCGAGCGUACCACGAGUUAUUGCAGGGACUGAGAUAUGCAAAUGAGUCACUCACUCACUCGUAGUAGACGCACUUCGUAAUUAAUCGGGUCCGAACUCGAGAGCUCGAAGAUCUAUCGUUUCCAAAGAAGCACGCGCUCGCCGAAGUUCGGAGCAUCAAAUUCCUCGCUGCGAGCAUACAUCGUGCGCUACAGCACGGUUAGGAUAGAGGUCUUACCAAAUUUAAGACAGGCAGGAAUCUUUCAAAUUAGUACGAUUCAAAAGCCUUUGACCCGUCCAGGCGUUAAACUUGACAAGAAGAUGAGCAUUUGCUCUUCCACUCCUUCAACUUCGACGCUGGCUUGAUCUCCUACCUUGUAGUACUGUAGUAGGUUAUGUGUAUGAAUGAAUUUAUGGCGGUCAGUAUAAAACACGGACUUCGGACUACGGACUGCGGACUGGGUAUAAAAUACGGACUAUAAAAUACGGACUGGUGAAAUGUAUGGUAAAUAAAGGCACUUCUUCUUCUUCUUCUUCUUCUUCUUGAGGACUCCCCAAGAUCACGGGGGGAAAUGGAUGUGAGUUUGAGCAUUACCUUUUUAAAAUAACAGCGGAAAUCGAGAUAAGAAAACAUAAGCUAAUGUUUUACGUCCUACUUCGUGGAGGAGUUGUGUCGGCUUUGUAUCGCAUAUGUUCUUUCAUUGCCAUGAAAUGCGUUUAGAUUGUUUUUUACUGUCAGUAGCCUGGUUUCAAUUAGCCUUAAUUUCAUCCCAUUGCUUCGAGUCGUUUUUAUGGCUCGAUCGUUUGCCCCGGUCGUUUGCCGGCGGAAGUUCCAUAGGAAAGGCAUUAAAUUUGAGACUUUUCGCCAAAUCAUGUGACCAUCCUCAAUGGCGUAGUGGCUAUGUGAGGUCGGGUCAAACCGAGGGUACCGGGUUCAAAUCCUGGUAAGGACCGUCUUUUUCCCUUCUUCUUUUUUUUUUUUCUUUUUUGUUUUGUCUUGUUUGCUUAUUUGUUUUGCUGUUGUGUUUUUGUUUUGUUUUUAAAUAUAUACUUAAAUAACUGUUACUAAAGUGCAAUAAACAGCAAGAAAAGUAUUGUGUUUCCAGAACAAGGAUAGUAUAUUUAUAAUAUGAAUUUCUAUCAUUUCCUAAAAUUCACUGUAAGAAAACUAGAGGUGAUAACUAAUUGAUUAUUUCUUAACAACGUACCCACGAGUUGACGAUAGUCUUUCUUUGAUUUGUAUCAUUUUUACAAUCCUAGGCUGAUCUCAACACGAACAUUCAUGAUGGUGCAUUCUAUGGUGUUUCAAGCACGUAAGUGAUAGAAAUCAUAAUUCAUACACUAACUAGUAUAUAAUUAUAUACAUAGCCUUGUUUCAGUGUAGUACAUCCAUAUACAAGCGUAAGAGGGCACAUCCAGAGAAAGGAACUGCAGCUGAAAAUGUGUUCCUAUUGGCCUGGGAUGUGUUGGUCAGCUAUUUUAAUACCAAUUUUUUUCCUCUCCCUUGUAACAGUCCCAGAAUUCUUUGCAAAUUGCAAAACUUAAUUGAACUUAUGCAACUAAAACUCAUUUUCACAAGAAAGGUUUUUCACUUAUUAAACCUGGUUUUGAAAAUGAGAGUUUUUGGAACUCAGAAAUGGUCCGUUUUAAUGGUUUGUUAACCCUUUAAGUCCCAAUAUCCACGUACAAAUUCUCCAACCUGAUCUCGAUAUAAUUCCUUAAAGAAUCGAAUGAGUUGAGAGAAUUUGAUAAAAGAUCAAAGCAGUUUCUCUUAGGUGAUCAUUUUAUUAUUUCUCAUAACCUAAUCUCUUGACAGUGUAUAGAUAUUGUUAGGAGAAAAUUGAUGUUGGUCACUAUUGAGACUUAAAGGGUUAACCUACACUGCAAGCUUCUUCUUUAACUUUCUCAGCCAGAGACAUUUCUCCUCUUUCUGUUUAUGACAUGUUUCUAGAAUACAAUUUAUGUCAGCUCCAUACGAGUAGCGAGACCCUAGAUUAUAAGACUGCUAAUCAGUGAAUUUUUGUAAAAGAUUUUUAACUUCUUCAUUGCUUUCCUUCCAGGUAUGAGUCUAAUGAGAAUAUGACAAUCACAUGUUCCACUAAAGUUUGUUCCUUUGGAAAGCAAGUUGUUGAAAAAGUGGAGGUGAGAUGACACUAGUGGUUGAUCGACUUGGGUUAUAUAUUUUACACCUAGCUCUAGAUUUUUGAAAACGUACCUACAGAAAAUUGCAGCCAUGAUUUCACUGAAAAGAGACCAACAGGGCAAGUAUCUUUCAUUCUGUCAGUGUUAGGUGGUAAUCACAGUAGGGAAGGAAAAGGAGAAAAAAAAAGUAGAGAGAGGAAAGGAGAAAAAUCGAUGGUUGCACUCUUAUUUUUUACUUUGGCUGCUUCAGAGAAAAAGCAACUGAACCUAUUUUAGCAGUAAUUAUGUUAUCAAAAUCCAACUAGAUAUAUUACAUAAAACUUGCAUUGAACACUUAAUGACUGCAUGGUUCUGAGAGAAAUGUUUUCUGAGGCUGAGCUGAAGAAAACAUAAUUGAGAUUCAAAAAAAUAAAUCAAACCAAUUUCUCAAGCCAUACCAGGGUUAGUCAUCAGGUCAUGUUAUUAUAUCCCACAAAGACAAACUUUUAGGUGUAGAAUUUUCUGGAAGUAAAUUUCAGUGGGCUGUUAAGAUUUGCAAAACAUAUUGCUCAGUUACCUGCUGAUGUGGUACAUUUUGCAGUGUUGCCUGCUCAGAAGAACAAAAAGUAGUGACUGAUUCGCUUAGCUUGAGUGCUGUUUGUAACUCUUUUAAUAAUGACAUUGCUCUAUAUUCAAAGGACCUUUGGCCACUUGCAGUACUGAAAAGUGGAUUGUUUAGCAUUUUAGAGUUCCUGGUUGUCCUUGUUGAGAUGGCCAAUCUUUUUAUGAGCUAAGAUUUUUGGUAGGAAACAAUUUUUUUUUAUAUUAAUGUUAUGUGACCUUGAAGAAAUCAAUGAAAGCUCGUGUUGGGGAAACAUAUUCAGCUAUACCCUAUCUAAACAUGGUUUGUUCAGCCCAGGCUGAUGCAGUUAUAACCUUAAAGUAUUUAUAACAACUUGCAUAAGGUCUUUAAACUAUAUAAUUAUUUUAUUUUCUCUUCUCCACAGACUGAGCUUGGCCAUUACGAAAACAAUCGUUUUGUCUACCAAAUUCACAGAUCACCAAUGUGUGAUUACAUGAUCAAUUUUGUUCACAAGCUGAAGCAGUUACCUGAGAAGUAUAUGAUGAACAGUGUACUGGAAAACUUCACCAUACUACAGGUGCGCACAUUGCUGUACAUGCUGCUUAUGGCACAUGAUCAUACUGUUAUCUUUUUAUUGUCUGGAGUACGUACUAAUCUGCAAACAAACUGUCCAUUUUGGAAACCAAAAUUCAAGAUAAGGUACCGGUUGAUCUCCCAUCUCUUUUGUGUGCCUCUUGUGUGUGACCUCUCACAUUAGGGAGCUUAAGCAAUGACGACAACUACAUCAUCGGUUUUACAUGCAGGGAUUUGUCGUUGUAGUUAUCGAGUGGAGAAGUUAUUAUAGAUAGCGGGUGACAAUAAGACUAUGUUAUGCAAUUUUGGCCUUUCUGCUCUGUUUUCUACCAUUAUAAACAACUUUUCAGUAGCAGCAGGUUGUUCUUUACAACUGGUGAGGCCAAACGCAAAUGUUGGCAUAUAUUGUCAUGAUUACAUACUGAAUGACCUAUGGCAAUUUUUGUCCGGUUUGUGAAAGCAGUUAACAUGGUGCUAGGAGACAUGCUGGGAUCUUCCUACCUCUCAGCUAUGCAGAUCCUAGCUGUACUAAGAAGAUCCUAGCACUUAGGGACAAGUACAACCCUUUGUACUAUGUAAACUGAGGACAGAAAACAUGUGGCACUAGCAUGAAGUAUCUGCCUUCUAGGAUCUUCCUGGUGCUAUAGGAUCUUCCUCCCUCCUUUUAAAUAUGCUGCGUAAAAAUUCUUCAUAUACUUUGGCCCCUUUAGCUAAUUGUUAUUGUUUACUGUAGGUUCUGACCAACAGAGAAACCCAGGAGACAUUACUGUGUCUGGCUUUUGUGUUUGAAGUGUCUACCAGUGAACACGGAGCACAGCAUCACAUUUACCGACUAGUAAAAGACUAAACUUCCAAUAGAACAGAUGCUUGACAUGCUAUCUAUUCAAUGUUUACAGUGUCAAAUAUAAUCAUAUGCAGCUGUCACUAAUUUGGUGGAGACCACACAACAACUUCGAGUUUCCUUGCUAUGCUUGCAUUUUUAGCUCAGGUUCAUAACAAAUACAGAUAAAUUUAUGUGAUUAAAUCUUAAAUGGUGACUGAUGUCACUUAGGUAGAUGCAAAUGUGCCUAAAAAUUAUCUUAUAGUGCAGAUCUUGUAAAAAAAGAAUCAUACCCUCUACAUUUUGACCUUGUACUUGUAAAAUUUACAAAUAAGGGAAUAAGCAUUUCUCUAGUUCUCCUUUUAUUAUUAAAGCUUUAGCACUUCUUUAGUCUUCGCUGUUAAAUAAUGUAUAGUGGAAUAUUGUUACAGUUUUAACUGCUGUUGGUCGCGUAGACUUUAAUAUUAUUAUUCUAAAAAAAUGAACAAAACAGGAAAGAAUUAAUGUAAAGCUGUUUCAUGGCAAGUAUUUUUUCAAAUGAAGAUUUUUACAAGUUAAACAGUGCAGCUUGACUGUGCCAAACAUAUCUUGCUUCACUUGUGGAGCUUAAGUAUAACCAUGCAUAGAAGGUACAUCUGGGUUUUAUCCCUUCUUUUGUACUUGGCUAUGCUCUUAUAAAGUCUCGCCUCACAGAUAAUCACCACGUACACACAUACCUUGUUGCUAAUACUGACUGCAAGGUCAUUCUAGGUCUUGGAGAGGCCAUACGUGUAAUAAAGAAUCUAUACAUUUGUGGAAAACUGGUAUCAACUGAGGUUUAAACAGUAGAACCUAAUACUAUUCAGUUAACUGAUAUGUAGAACUAGUCUUACUUAUGAAUUUUUUCCCAUGUAAAUAAGCAAGGGCCUUUAGGUGGUCUGUUUCCUAUCUUUUCUUUGUUCUACUUCCCUAACGUCUCUGAUCAAAACAGUAAAAAGAGAAAUUAUAUCUCUCAAGUUACAUAACAAAGAACAGCUAUUUUUUGACUUACAGAAAACAAGAAAAAGAAUUUUGGUGUCACCUCGAAGCAACCCUUUGUAAUCAAACGUCCCUUUGUAGUACUCUUUUUGCAAUUCUUGCCCAUAAUGUUUGUGACAAUUUACCUGCAAAAAAUGCCAUUCCUUUGUUGGUUGCCUUUUCAAGCCAUCCUAAUUCAGGAUGCACGUGAAGGGGGUGGGGAAAGUUCCUGUUUCUCACGAACCUGGCUUUAGUAUAACCAAAGAGAAAACGUUUUUUAAGGUGUGAAUGCUGUAUAAUAAGAACUAAUCACUCUGUUCCUUUCCUAAGACUAAAAGGAGCUGUGUCACAAAAUUUAUUGAAAUUCAAACUGUAGGAACUGCCACUAAAUUGAGUGUAAUAUGAAAAUAACCACAUGAAACGUUAAAAAAGGUAUUUACACCAUAAAUAACACAGAAGGAGGCAAGGAUGGGAAAACUUGAAGAAGAUUGAAACGGAUUGCAAUAAUAGAGGUUUUUGAAAAAUUGUUAGCCUAACAGUUUUUCAAGGUUCAUUUUUCUUGUUUGCAGCGUUUGAUAUAAAUCUAGGGAGACAUAUUUGUAGGACACAAAGCUGUGAUUUUGUCAUUCACAAGUAAUUUCUCAAGUUCUGAUUGUGAAUAACGACGAGUAAUAACAAAAUGAACCACCCAGUCAUGGCACAGCCUCUUUAACUGCAGGACAUGAACAGUGUUGAUGUUUCUUAGUUUCUUAGUUUUCAAAAAACUUCAAAUGGAGGCUGUUCAUAAAUCGACUGUCUGUGAGUUUUAGUGUAGGUUACUUCAAGAUUAAGGCACCAUAUUUUUGUACUGUUAGUGGUGAAGUAGCAGCGAUCCCUGUUGUGAAUCAUAAAAAGCCUUUCAAAGUAAAUAAAUAAUAUAGUGGUUAAGUGGAGGUUUUUACCAAUAUUAUUAAAUGAGUAAUUUUGUUAUUGUUAACAAAGUAAUGUAUCAUACGAACUAUACGUUAUAAAUAUAUAUAU
Messenger RNA from Porites evermanni, 15533 nucleotides. The record is from the annotation of a GenBank genome assembly. NCBI's taxonomy places the organism in Eukaryota, Metazoa, Cnidaria, Anthozoa, Scleractinia, Poritidae.